This is a messenger RNA of Branchiostoma belcheri (Belcher's lancelet), 2555 nucleotides long. RefSeq lists its product as uncharacterized. NCBI's taxonomy places the organism in Eukaryota, Metazoa, Chordata, Leptocardii, Amphioxiformes, Branchiostomatidae. Bases 269 to 2188 code for a protein of 639 amino acids. The transcript has 12 exons. The record is from RefSeq and is a predicted model, not a curated record.
UAUUGUUGGCGGGAAACGCGACAGCCAAUCAGCGCCACCGGGAUGUUGACGUAAUGGAACUACCAUGGCGGCAGACAAGCUUCCACUUGCUGGGUAAAGUGGGGUCAAACUGGCGAUCGUAGUCGACCUGGUGCGCCCACCGGGGCUUUCUCGGUCCUAGCAGGUUGUUGGAAGGGACAACAACGCCGAGAAAAAGUUACAAAGCGUCGGGUCGUGGAGAGAGCUCGACCGGAGGGAUUUCGAAUCACGUGAUGUGACGGGCCGUGGCAUGGCGGCACAUGGGAGUCCAACCGGGGGAAAUGCUAAGCUCGAUGCCUUCCUGCGACGCAGCUUCGACCCACGGCAGUACGACAGGGUGCUGGCCACGCACAAGUGUAUCGUGGACAAGAACUUCAGUUUUGUCAUCCUGACAGAUGACUGUGUGUACUUGACGGAGAAUCCUCCACGUGUCAUCCAGCCAGCUGUGCAGCUGAAAGACAUUGUAUCAAUCAGACUGAUCAAUGACUUUCCUGACUUCCUGGGAGGGGAUCAACAGGCAGAGACUCAGCACAUCUGCAUACGCCAUGGCGCCCAGCCUCGCACGCCGUCCCUCCCUCCCAGUCCAUCCACGCCAAUGAGGAGUCCGCACCAGCUCUCCGUCCCGGACCCCUUCGAUACGACGGAGAAUUCACCCUCUCAGAAGAAGGAGAAGAAAGCGCGUCGGACGUCGUCCAAACUCAGCGUCAGUUUCAACGAAGCGUCCUUGCAGGCGGCAAAACGGGAGUCAGAGGGAGACGUCCCGAAGAAGGCCAAACUCUCCCACUCCCUGCCGACGUCUCAGCUCAGGAAUCUAACUUUAGAGAAGGAGGAGAUCGAGCAGCAGCAGAGAAGAGUGGGUUCAGCCGGGCGAGACUCACGCCCGCUCCCCAACCCUCCCCCUAGUCCAAACAACACUAAAAAUAGCAAUAAAACAAAAAGACCCUUGCCCUUACCCCUGGGGCUUGACAAGGGAGACGGUAGACUGAAACCCCCUGGUCGGAGAGGCAGCUCAUCAAAAAACUCUGAAGCAGCGUCAGCGUCCAAUACGGGAUCUUUGCGGUCGCUGGGGUCAGACUCAUCUGACGGAUCUGAGGACUGGGAUUCCUGGGAUGAAGAGCUCCACCUGUACAUGCUGUCUGCAGACUCUCCUAUGCUGAUGCAGCUGCGCUCGGCAUGGAAUGCCCAUCUCAUUCAUGCCACCAACAACCUGAAUGAAGACAGCCCCCAGGGUACACCCACAGCAGCAGGAACUGGCAGCAAGCAGCUGGAGCUGCUGUUUCAGCAGUUGAAGCGAGAGCUGUUGGGAGAUGACAGUGGGAUAGAGCUGGUGUUCAGUCUGUUACAGGAGCUCAACACGGCCGCACAAAGAUACUUCACGCUCAAGAAACUGUUCUGGAAGUCAGGGGACUUGUUUCAGUUCCUGAUUAAACAGCUGCAGAAGUACCUGCCCGGCACCACGCCCAUGACACAUGGACAGAGGAACAACAGGGCCGACGAGUUAGAGUUGUCCAUUCAGGUUGCAGAGACCCUGUGCACCAUGUUCAGGGGUACGACUGUGCUGCCUUCACGGGUUGUUGUUCUCAAUUCAACCAGGGGGAAACACGUGCGUAACCUGUUUGAGAUGCUGGUGUGUAGUCCCGGGGGGAUCCGAGCACGCAGCCCUCGCACUCAGGCCCUCAGAACCUCCCUCAACAUCCAACACCCAGAGGACCCAGAGGUCCAGAGCCUGAUUCGGCACUACUCUGAAGUAGCCACGUCUGUCCUGUUUGAAAUCAUCCUCAUCGCCCACGAGGCUGGAUCAGCAGAUAGUGACAGUAACAUGCUGAACUUGACCUGGGUCUUGCUGGUGUUGGAGAACAUGCAACAGUCUGUGAGCUUCAUCAAUGUGCUAGUUGCGAGUGCAAUGAGGCUCCUGUCUCCGUCCACCCCCCUCCCCCUCUCCCCAUCCCAGGCCAUCCUGGUCUUCCAGCAGUUCUACCUUCUCAGCACCUUCAUCCAGUACGGCUCCACUCUUGCCAACCACAUCAGGGACAACUUCACCGAGGAGUUCAGGUACUUCAUCACUUGGCCGGUGGUUCAAGAAAAGUUGCCCAUGUAUUACCCCAUCAGCAGACUUGCCCAAAAGCUGAUACGACAGGUCACCAUAUUUGUGCAGCAGAAACGUCACUAGGGGCUUGCCUAUGGCAUGAGAUGGCAUGUAAUCCCGCCUAACCUCAAGGCUCUAUAGUUUACCAAUGAAGUUAGUUAUAACAUGUUCAGAUAUAACCACCCUGCUCCAAGAAUGGUGUGUUCCUCUUCGGCUGUUUGUGUCCCAUAUUUGCUGAAUGGAACACAACAUCCCAAGAAAUGGAGGAGGGAGGAAUAGCCUCUGGUGCCCAGAUGUGAAAAAGGGUUGUUGACCAUGGACGCAACAUGUCAUAAAGACAAUGCUUUUCCCCCCUUGAGACACUGUGUUGCCAUCCAAACACCCAUGAUGUUGCAGACAUACAGAUCAAACCAUUCACGAACAGGGAUGUUGCAGAAGACAAGCAAAAUAA